Molecule: messenger RNA, 1624 nt
Organism: Camelina sativa (false flax)
Lineage: Eukaryota; Viridiplantae; Streptophyta; Magnoliopsida; Brassicales; Brassicaceae
Source: RefSeq, a predicted model, not a curated record
AUGAAAGAAGUAGUAGUAUUAGUAUAUGUUCUGUUACUUGUACUUUUUGUUUCCGUUUCGAAUGCAAAAGUAACGAAAACAAAUAUUAUUGAAAACUUCCUCCAAUGCCUUCACAAUCAGACCCGUUCAGAGAAUCCGAUCAUCGAAGCAGUCUGCACUCAUGAUAACUCCACCUUCGUGUCAUCUUACGUGUCCUACACGAAAAACAAAAGGUACUCAAACCCUAAGGACACAAAAGUAAUAGCCAUUGUUGCUGCAAAACAUGAAUCUCAUGUUCAGGCAACUGUGGUCUGUGCAAAGUCCAACAGAAUCCAGAUCCGUAUACGAAGUGGCGGUCAUGACUACGAGGGACUAUCUUACAUCUCGUCUGUACCGUUCGUUAUUCUCGACAUGCACGAUCUCCGGUCCAUCAUCAUUGACGUGUCCAAAAAGCAAGCUUGGGUUAACGCUGGUGCGACAUUGGGAGAGCUCUACACCAAAAUCUCAAAAGCUAGCAAAACGCUAGCGUUUCCGGCUGGGGUUUGCUCUACGUUAGGAGCGGGAGGACACAUCAGCGGCGGAGGAUACGGUAAUCUUAUGAGAAAGUACGGAAUCUCCGUUGAUAAUGUCGUUGAUGCUCGAGUGGUUGAUGUCAACGGCAAUAUCUUGACUGGAGCUACCUUGGGAGAUGAUCUAUUGUGGGCGAUUAGAGGCGGUGGUGGAGGGAGCUUCGGGGUAAUACUCUCCUGGAAGAUCAACCUCGUCGAUGUUCCAGAGACCGUGACAGUUUUUAAGGUUAACAAAACAUUGGAGAAAGGAGCAACUGAUGUUCUUUACAAGUGGCAGCUUGUCUCCAGCAAAUUGCCUCAAGAGUUUUUCUUGAGAGCAAUGCCUGAACUUCAAAAUGUCGCGAUACCUAGCAAGAUAACCAUAGCGGUUGUGUUCUACGCUCAGUUUUUAGGACCAGCAAAGAAGCUCAUGGAGAUUAUUAACAAGAAUUUACCUGAAUUAGGGCUAAAACGUGAAGAUUGCUACGAAAUGAGCUGGAUUAAUACGACAACGUUUUGGCAGAAUUAUCCUGUGGGAACAUCGACGAGCUUUCUUUUGGAUAGACCAACGGAUCCGCCAGGAGCGUUCUUCAAGAGUAAAUCGGACUACGUCAAGAAACCGAUCCCAAAAGAGGGAAUGGAGAAGAUUUGGAAAAUCAUGUUGAAGUUCAACAACAUGUUUAUGCAAUGGAACCCUUACGGUGGAGCCAUGGACAAGAUUCCGGCGAAUGCCACCGCUUUUCCUCACCGAAACGGGAACUUGUACAAGAUUCAGUACUUUGCCUUAUGGACCGACGCAAACGCCACAGACGCUAAUGUUGGUCUGAUGAAAGAGAUAUACGAGGCGAUGGAGCCGUACGUGUCAAGCAACCCGAGAGGAGCGUUCUUGAAUUACAGAGACAUGGAUAUCGGAAGCAACCCGAGUGGUAAGACCAACGUUGAAGAAGCUAAGAUCUAUGGAUCCAAGUAUUUCUUGGGAAAUUUGAAGCGAUUGAUGCAAGUUAAAGCCAAGUAUGAUCCUGAGAAUUUCUUUAGAUUCGAACAGAGUAUUCCUCCUAUUCGUGCAAUGUAACUCUUUUAAAGGUUUUCCCGUAACA